AUGCAGGCGUCAGAUGGUUUGGUGGGACCUCUUGUCAUUCAUGCCAGAGGCGGAGAAGAGAAAGAAGAAUCGCAAAAGAUACCGUACGAGCAAGACCGCAUAGUCAUGGUAUCAGACUACUACUACGACCUCUCUUCCGAUCUACUCAUGCAGUACCUCGCCCCUGGCAGCGAGAACGACGAACCCGUUCCGCCCUCCGCCUUGAUCAACGGAAGGAACAUGCGAGACUGCGCCGACUUGCCGAAUCGAAACUGCUCUUCCUCUGGCACCAGUAACGCCUUGUUCAAUCUAUCUCGUACCAGCAACACACGACUCCGCAUCAUCAACGUCGGAGCAUUCGCAGAAUUUGCUUUACAGAUCGACGAACACGAGUUCCAGGUCACAGAAGUCGAUGGCACGGAUGUGCACCCCCAGUCUAUCCAUCGGCUGAACAUCAAUCCUGCGCAACGAUACAGUAUCAUCGUGACGCCACCAAAAGAGGAGGAAAACCAAGGCAUGUACUGGAUGCGCGCGAGGAUGAUAACCCACUGUUUUGCAUACGAAGAGCCAGAGUUACAAGAAGAAGUCAGAGGCGUACUAUACUAUCCUUCUGCGGACGACGACGACGACACGAAAAACCCCAUCCCAACAAGCAAAGACUGGCCCGAAAUCAUCGACGUAGAAUGCCGAGAUCUAAACACCUCAACCCUGGUCCCCGUUAUCGCAGUACCAGCCCCAAAUGUCGAUCCUCAGCACACCCUCUACCUGCGCUCCUCGUUCCAGAUCCGCGACUGGAGGCUCUCGCGCGGGUACCUGAAUGACAGUUCCUUCCGCAUCAAUGCUACAUCACCGCUUCUAAACACUUUGCUCUCAACACAAACCCCCGAGAUGAAGACGCAAGAGGGUAUACUAGACACACACCCCUUCGACUCAGUUCACCAGCUCGUCUACCAAACCAAGUCCACACGCACUAUAACGAUCUUGAUACAGAAUCUCGAUGACGGAACACACCCCUUCCACCUCCACGGCUACAAAUUCUUCGUCUUGGCCCAGGGACAUGGAUCACAUGGGUUUAACGAAUCCGUUAAGGAGGGAUACGGCGAGUGUGGAGGCGUAUGGGUGGUUGUUGAUCAGCUUUGUGGCGGAUAA
This is a messenger RNA of Alternaria conjuncta, 1128 nucleotides long. RefSeq lists its product as uncharacterized. Lineage: Eukaryota; Fungi; Ascomycota; Dothideomycetes; Pleosporales; Pleosporaceae. Gene Ontology annotation, molecular function: oxidoreductase activity; copper ion binding. The record is from RefSeq and is a predicted model, not a curated record. The transcript is spliced from 2 exons. The coding region runs from base 1 to 1128 and encodes 375 amino acids.